This is a messenger RNA of Xenopus laevis (African clawed frog), 5021 nucleotides long. RefSeq names its product STE20-like serine/threonine-protein kinase (gene slk.L). The transcript is spliced from 19 exons. The record is from RefSeq and is a predicted model, not a curated record. Bases 517 to 4485 code for a protein of 1322 amino acids. NCBI's taxonomy places the organism in Eukaryota, Metazoa, Chordata, Amphibia, Anura, Pipidae.
CUGCGGCUCAGGGGGGGCUCGUGAGCGCGCAAUUCAGGGGCAGUGGAAGGAGAGCGAAGUGCAGCGGCAGGGAUGUGCAUUAAGAGUUGUGGGCGCGGACACACUUGGUCAGGAGAAGCGUGGGGAGAGUGACUGAUUCCUCUGUGCUGGCGCGGGAUUUAGCGUUACUUCACCACCCCCCUCUUUUUCUGGUGCCUGUGGUUGGGUCGGCCUGUGACACAAGCAAGGGAUAUACCAGCAGCAGUAGCUUUCAGUCAGUCUGCCUUGGAGCAGCGGCCCCGAGGCAGGUGGAUCUAUUUGGACCCUCCCCCUCUCAUUUACAUGAUGAGUGACUCCCUCCGGAGACUUGUUGCUGAUGCAGAAUGACACGGUCCCCUCCCUUGUCCUGUGAGACCCACAGAAGAGGGUGUUGCUUCAGAUGUGCCGGGGAAUGAAGAAGGCGCUGCCAUACUGAUCUCAACUCGAUGCGCACUGAGUAGGGAGACCCCUCCCCGCCUCUUCCUCCUCACAGGAAACAUGUCCUUCUUUAAUUUCCGAAAGAUCUUCAAGCUCGGGGGAGAGAAGAAGAAGAAGCAGUACGAGCAUGUCAAGAGGGACCAGAACCCCGAGGAGUUGUGGGAAAUUGUGGGAGAGUUGGGGGAUGGAGCCUUCGGCAAAGUCUAUAAGGCCCAAAAUAAAGAGACUGGAAUUUUGGCAGCAGCAAAAGUCAUUGAUACGAAAUCAGAGGACGAACUUGAGGAUUACAUGGUGGAGAUUGAUAUUUUGGCAUCAUGUGACCACGCGAAUAUUGUUAAGCUCUUGGAUGCUUUCUACUACGAAAAUAACCUCUGGAUUUUGAUUGAAUUUUGUGCCGGAGGAGCAGUAGACGCUGUAAUGUUAGAGCUGGAGAGGCCACUGACAGAACCUCAAAUACGGGUUGUUUGUAAGCAGACCCUGGAAGCGUUGAUAUAUCUGCAUGAAAGCAAGAUCAUUCACCGAGAUCUAAAGGCAGGCAAUAUACUGCUUACGUUAGACGGUGAUGUUAAACUGGCUGAUUUUGGUGUAUCUGCUAAAAAUACAAGAACGCUGCAGAGAAGAGAUUCAUUUAUUGGUACCCCUUAUUGGAUGGCCCCCGAAGUGGUAAUGUGUGAGACUUCUAAGGACAGACCAUAUGACUUUAAAGCUGAUGUUUGGUCGCUUGGUGUCACUUUAAUAGAAAUGGCCCAGAUAGAACCUCCUCACCAUGAAUUAAAUCCAAUGAGGGUGCUAUUAAAGAUUGCAAAAUCUGAACCCCCGACAUUAGCACAGCCAUCAAGAUGGUCACCAGAAUUCAAUGAUUUCCUUAAGAAAUGUUUGGAGAAGAACUUGGAUGCAAGGUGGACCACCGCUCAGUUACUACAGCACCCGUUUGUCACUGUGGUAAAUUCCAACAAGCCCCUUCGAGAACUAAUAGCAGAAGCCAAAGCGGAAGUGUUAGAGGAAGUAGAAGAGUCUAAAGAGGAAGAGGAGGAAGAUGGAGAAAAUUCUUUGCCUAUUCCAAAUAAGAGAGCUUCAUCAGACCUAAGCAUUGCUAGCUUAGAAGAUGACAAACUCAUCCAGAAUACCUCAACGUUAGAGCCUGUUUCUGAGCAAGCUGUGCCUACUGUAGCUGAAAAUCAAGUUAUAGAUAAAGAAAAUGUUAAAGUAUCUGCACAAGUAAAGGAGGAAGGAGAUAAAAAUAUAAUUGUGGACCAGGUCAACAAAGAUGCGUCCGUGGACCAGGUCAACAAAGAUGCGUCCGUGGACCAGGUCAACAAAGAUGCGUCCGUGGACCAGGUCAACAAAGAUGCGUCCGUGGACCAGGUCAACAAAGAUGCGUCCGUCGACCAGGUCAACAAAGAUGCGUCCGUCGACCAGGUCAACAAAGAUGCGUCCGUCGACCAGGUCAACAAAGAUGCGUCCGUCGACCAGGUCAACAAAGAUGCGUCCGUCGACCAGGUCAACAAAGAUGCGUCCGUCGACCAGGUCAACAAAGAUGCGUCCGUCGACCAGGUCAACAAAGAUGCGUCCGUCGACCAGGUCAACAAAGAUGCUUCAGAAGUAGUUCAGGGAAUUUUCAGUGCAUAUAAAGCACUAAAUGAUGGUGAAACUAGUAGUCAAGAUACUGUCAAUGAAAAGAAAGAAGAGAGUAUUCCUGCUGUGGAACUGGCCAUCGGUAGCCUGAAAAAACAGAGUGAAGACAUUUCUUCAUUUCCAGAAGGCGGCACUGGAAAGACCACUCUUGAAAGUGAAAGUAAAGAGAUAACUGAUCAAGAUGAGAUUAUUCCUACUGAUUCUUUGUUACCAGAAGACGUUCCUGCAGUAACAACUGAUACACUGAUAGAAGGAAAACCAGAAAUUUUUAACAUCACUGAAAAUCUUGAAAAUGAUAAAGCUGAAGUUAGCGAUAACUAUUCUAUAAAUGACUCUUCAGAAGUACAAAAUGAAAGGACAGAGAGUAUUCCUAAAGAAAAUGGUAUAGUUGAGGCAGCGCUUGAUGAAACUGCCGAUUCAGAGGUGCAGAGCAACCAAGGUAUACAUGUUGGGCAUCCUGAAGCUGAUUUGGAAAAUAGUGAAAUGCCUAAUAAAUAUUCUCCUGAAAAUCAUACGGCUGCUGAUAAAUUAAAUGAAGAUAGUAUAUGCUCAGACAAAAAACAGGACUUGGUUGCAAGCACUGCUGUGGCCGACCAAGUACAGGAAAAUGGUGAUCAGAUAGAUGACAUUCUGCCUUCAGAAGAAGGUGCCUCAGUAACAAACUCUGAGGAGUCCAUAUGUAAAGAAGCCAACAAUGAGAUUCAUGAUAAUAAUGUCGAUGUUCUAACUAAAAAUCCAGACAGCGUUUCCCAGUCGAAUAAAGAAUCAGAACAAAGUCCACCUUGUGAUAAUGAACUUAAGCCUUCUGUACCCAGUAUCAGUGUUAUAUCUGCUGAUCAGGAAGAGAAAGACAAUAAAAGCUCCACCAGCACAACAGAAACCUUCAAAUCAGAGCCAGACCAUAACCCGAAACAGCCUGAAACAGAUUCUGAUUCUGGUGUGGGUUCUACAAAUGACAGUGGAAGCAUGGACUUGAAUUUGUCUAUCUCUAGCUUCCUCAGUAAAGGCAAAGACUCUGGAUCAUUGUCCAUACAGGAAAAUAAAAGACAGAAGAAAACUUUGAAGAAAACGCGUAAAUUCAUAGUUGAUGGGGUCGAAGUCAGUGUUACUACAUCAAAAAUAGUUACAGAUAACGAUUCUAAGAGUGAAGAGAUGCGUUUCCUACGGCGGCAAGAGCUACGCGAGUUACGACUUUUACAGAAAGAGGAGCAGAGAGCACAGCAGCUUCUUAGCAACAAGUUACUGCAGCAGAGGGAACAGAUCUUCAAGCGUUUUGAACAGGAAAUGACGAGCAAGAAACGUCAGUAUGAUCAAGAUAUUGAAAACCUGGAAAAGCAGCAGAAACAGACCAUUGAACGGCUAGAACAAGAGCAUACAACCCGCCUGAGAGAUGAAGCCAAGCGUAUAAAGGGAGAACAGGACAAGGAGUACACCAAAUUUCAAAAUGUUUUAAAAAAUCGAAAAAAAGAGGUAAUUAAUGAAGUGGAGACAGCACCUAAAGAGCUGAGAAAAGAGCUCAUGAAACGCAAGAAAGAGGAGCUUGCACAAAGCCAGCGUGCUCAGGAGCAAGAAUUUGUACAAAAGCAACAGCAGGAGCUGGAUGGUUCUUUGAAGAAGAUCAUCCAUCAGCAAAAGACUGAGCUUGCCAACAUCGAGAGGGAUUGUUUGAAUCACAAACAACAGCUCAUGAGAGCACGGGAAGCUGCUAUCUGGGAGCUAGAAGAACGCCACCUACAGGAGAAGCACCAGCUACUGAAGCAACAGUUAAAAGACCAGUACUUUAUGCAAAGGCACCAGUUAUUGAAGAGACAUGAGAAGGAAAUGGAACAGAUGCAAAGGUAUAAUCAGCGACUGAUAGAAGAACUGAAGAACAGACAAACUCAGGAGCGGGCCCGAUUACCUAAAAUUCAGCGCAGUGAUGCAAAAACCCGAAUGGCCAUGUUCAAGAAAAGUUUAAGGAUUAAUUCCUCUGGGUCUCCAGAACAGGACAGAGACAAAAUUAAACAGUUUGCCCUUCAAGAGGAUAAGAGACAGAAGAAUGAAAGGUUAGCUCAGCAUCAAAAGCAUGAAAACCAGAUGCGGGACUUGCAGCUUCAGUGCGAUGCCAAUGUCCGAGAGCUUCAGCAGCUGCAGAAUGAAAAAUGCCAUCUGUUAAUUGAGCACGAAACCCAGAAACUGAAAGAACUAGAUGAAGAGCAUGCUCUGGAACUGAAGGAAUGGAGAGAGAAACUAAGGCCACGCAAAAAGGCACUGGAAGAAGAGUUUGCUAGGAAACUGCAGGAGCAAGAAGUCUUUUUUAAAAUGUGCGGAGAAUCCGAAUGCCUUAACCCUUCGACUCAAAGCCGUAUCUCAAAGUUCUAUCCUAUUCCCAGCAUGCACUCUACCGGCUCAUAACUGCCCAGUUUGACAGUUCUAGGUUUUUAAUAUAUUUUAUCUCAAAGAUAUACCACUUUUGCAGCAUUUUAGAAAAGCAUGAAUAGUUCUUAAUUUAUUUUUUUGUAAGUCCAUUUUGAGACUUUUCUUUUUUUUUUCUUUUUUUUUGUAUUGUUGUUUUUUGUAGUAUAUUCUGUUAGCUGAAAUACCCAAAACAAAAUAUAUAUAUAUAUAUAUAUAUAUAUAUAUAUAUAUAUAUAUAUAUAUAUAUAUAUAUAUAUAUAUAUAUAUAUAUAUAUAUAUAUAUAUAUAUAUAUAUAUAUAUAUAUAUAUAAACUGAGUUUUUGAUAAUCCUAGAAAAUCUGGCCCAUUUCUGUAAUGUUUGGAAUGAAACUCUUCUAACAGCUUUUUGAUAUCGAAUUAUUCGCCAACAAUUCUGUGAAUUUCAUUCAAAUCCAUAUUUUGAAAACACAUUGCACUGCAUGAAAAUAUGGCUUUUUUGGCUGUGGUUAGUAAAUGUAAUGCUUUGUUUUAUCAUUAGAGAAGAUUAUCUGCCA